AUGUUCGCCGUCGCACCUCGCCCAGCGCCUCUUGCACCCGCCCAGGCUGGUCCAUCCACUUCACCACAACAGACUCUCAAGAAGAGCUCUUCCCAAUCCAGCAUUACCAGCGCACCAACAAAACGACGCCGCACAGUCACCCCAGAAGACUCGCCGCAGGACUCGGCUCCAUCUCAACCACAGAAAAAGGCUAGAGAAGGCCCCAAGAAAAAGAAAGCAAAUCGCGCAUGCUUUCACUGUCAGAAGGCGCACCUUACUUGCGACGACUCCCGACCCUGUCAAAGAUGCAUAAAACGUGGUAUCGCCAAUAACUGUAGAGAGGGACAUCGCAAGAAGGCGAAAUAUCUGCUGGACGAUGACGAACUAGAGGCCCUGAAGCGUAGCAAGGAAGGAGCCAAGGGCAAGGCCCCAGAGCCUCAGCCUCAGCCCCAAUUGCACCAGCCAGUCGUCGCCACAAUGCCGAUAUCCGAACCAGUCCCCCAGUCCGAGCAGCUGCUCACAACCGCUUUCGACCCAACCACCUUCGCGUUUGGAUCAGAAGCAGCAAACCUCGAGUACUCGAUACUAUCUGCAAUUCUGGGCAACCCAAGUCCGCCGGAUUCAGCAUCGUCGCCUCCUCCGCCACCGUCCCAAUCACAUUACUCUUGGCCGUCAGACCCGCUAGAUUUUACAGCCUCGCCACGGCUGGGCACGUCUUUCACUUCCUCAUACACCGAUGCGCAGCAGCUAUCUAUCUCAUCAGACUCUGUUCUGUCAACUUCACCAAGCGCGCAAUUCCUAAACUAUUCCUAUUCUCAACAACAGCGGUCGGACGAAGGGUCCGAUUUGCCGUAUUCACAGUAUUCCGCUCAAGCCCCUCUGCAUCCUCUCCAACCGCGAUAUCCCCUCGACCAAAGGCCUCGCUCACCACCAACCAGCACUGUAGGCGAAAAAGUCUCCACAGACGUCGCUUCUCGUGGUCUUCUUACACCACCGCUAUCCAACGCUUCACCGAGCUCAAUAGCAUCCGUUCCGCCCGGGGUAGCUGAAAUACCUCAACCGAAAUCCGCGGUCUCGCAUUUGCAGAGUAUCAAUGAUCGUGUAACCAAGCCAUACGACUAUACCGAGGGCUAUCACUUCUUGAUGAAACAUCUGCCAACUCGCUUCGAGAAGAACGACAUCCUUCGUGUAGUGCGCGCGCUAGCAAUCUUCCGGCCAUCGCUAAUUGCGCUUCAAAUGCCGCUCUCUCUGGACGACGAGAUUUUCGUUGAAAAGUGCUUCCAGCGUUCAUUGCUCGAACUUGGCAAGCUAAUAUCUUACAGUGGGACGCCAACAGUCGUCUGGCGUCGCACUGGCGAGAUCUGCCUCGUUGCUCCAGAGUUCUGCAUGCUUACGGAGUGGCCAAUGGAAGAGCUGGUUGGUCGCCGAAAAUACAUCUAUGAGCUCUUCGAGAACCAAUCGGUGGUCGAGUAUUGGGAGAACUUUGCGUCGCAUGCAUUCGAAAACACGACACGGUCUGUAUACUCGCAUUGCGUUCUACUCAAACCCGACGGCACACCAGUCCCAGCGACGUUCUGUUUCUCAAUACGAAGAGACCUAUUCGAUCUUCCCAGCAUGGUGAUCGGCCAAUGGCUUCCCCUUCUAUAGAAGAAGCCAGCCACUAGAUUUGCCGUCCAAUGACGGUCUCAACCUGUCAAGUAUGAUUAUUCUUUUCUUAUCUCUGUCUCAAGCAUCUGGGGUUCGUGUGCAUCUGGUUUGCUAUAACUAUUGUUCUUUUUAUUAUUUCCAUCCCACUCUCACAAUAACUGUUUGACUAGCGUUUCGCCCUUUGUGUUUCUAAAAUCUCUCUUUUCUGUCUUUCAUCUCUUCUUACUUAGCUCUCUCGCUGCUAAUCUUUUUCGAGAUAUGUCUGCUUCCUUGGUUACUCCUGUCGAACACUCUUCGAGUCUAGCCACCUGUGCGUCUGACUCUCUGUCGUUGUAUGCACACUUGCCCUUAUGGUCUUCGUUAUGUCUCUAUGUCUCUAGAUUCGCUCCUGGCUUAAGCUGCCCAUGGCAUCUCCUGCGUUGUUUUCCUCUCUGUUCGCUAGCACUGCUGCUACUCGCUGCUUGCAGUUUCCUUCUUUC
Coprinopsis cinerea okayama7#130 is the source of this 2105-nucleotide messenger RNA. Its product is annotated as transcription factor. NCBI's taxonomy places the organism in Eukaryota, Fungi, Basidiomycota, Agaricomycetes, Agaricales, Psathyrellaceae. The transcript is spliced from 9 exons. The record is from RefSeq and is a predicted model, not a curated record. Gene Ontology annotation, biological process: regulation of DNA-templated transcription; cellular response to starvation. Gene Ontology annotation, cellular component: nucleus. Gene Ontology annotation, molecular function: RNA polymerase II transcription regulatory region sequence-specific DNA binding; DNA-binding transcription factor activity, RNA polymerase II-specific; zinc ion binding. Bases 1 to 1626 code for a protein of 541 amino acids.